Messenger RNA from Trichosporon asahii var. asahii CBS 2479, 1191 nucleotides. RefSeq lists its product as uncharacterized. The record is from RefSeq and is a predicted model, not a curated record. Bases 1 to 1191 code for a protein of 396 amino acids. NCBI's taxonomy places the organism in Eukaryota, Fungi, Basidiomycota, Tremellomycetes, Trichosporonales, Trichosporonaceae. The transcript has a single exon.
AUGGAGCUUCAGUUCCUCCUCGACGACGGCGCGGAAGAACUCGCACAGUCUCCCUCGCCCCAUGGACGCAAGCGCAAGGCGUCCAUCGUCCUCUCUUCCUCUUCCUGCAGAACCCGCCUGCACCAACCCAGAACGAACGCCGACGCGGAUCCCAGUUCAGAGGCCUCCUCUACAGUCUCUCUGGCUCUAGCGCCUCAAGCGCCCCGCGCCCUGCGUGAUUCAAGCGUGUGGCGCAACACGCCUGCGGGCAAGGCGCACGCUGAGAGCUACCGGAAAGUCGAAAAGCUCGUCAACAACUCCAAGGCUGGAGAUGAUGAGGGGCCCGCCACCGGUGGGACACGUGCAAACGAUGGCGCCGCCUCGACUUCGAACUCUAGAGCGAGAGCAAUGACAGCAACAGCCCCAGACCUCCUCACCGUGCCCGAGAUAACUAUCAACUCUGAACGCGACUACCUUGUCGGACUCGGACGCCCUCUGUGGCCUCUCACCAGAUCCGCCGGCGACGUCAAGGACGAUGCUGAGUUCGACGAGACUUUCGAAGAGGACUCCGAGACAGACAAGACUCUCGAAGAGGGAUCUUACCUCAAUGAGACUUUCGAUGAGGACGAGGUCAACGAAACCUACGAUGAGGAAGUCGAGUUCAGCGAGGCAGUCGAAGAGGCUUCCCAAUCCGACGAAGACGACUUUGGGCUCAAUGGAGACGGCACCGCGACCAACGAGGAGGGACCCGAGUUCGAAGACACCUUCGCGACCAGCGAAGAAGACUUCGAGUCCGACGCAGAGGGCUCCGACGACAUCACGAGUCUGCACGCCAAGAUCGAGACGCUUUGGACACGGCUUCGGGCAGCCAAAGCCGAAGCCAGGACGUUCGAAAUGACGAAUGCGGACCUCACGACGAGGACGCUGCGGGCUGAGCGCAGGGCUGAGGAGGCGGAGGAGCGCGCAGCAGCGUUGCAACAGCACUGCGAAGAACUUGCAACCGAGGUCCGAAUUCUGAACGGGGAAGUGGCAGCCUCCGCAGCUGAUGUUGGCGCCGAGCGAAGCGCGAAGGCGGCGAGGGUCCGGUUUGCUAAGAACCUGCAUGUUCGAAUGAUUCACUCUCGGGCUGAGUGCGACAAGCCUGAAGUCCCCCAACAGGCGCUUCCGUUCGUUAGUUACAUGCCCCCUGAGAUCCCCACGAAGUCGCCUUGA